Molecule: messenger RNA, 1784 nt
Organism: Xiphophorus hellerii (green swordtail)
Lineage: Eukaryota; Metazoa; Chordata; Actinopteri; Cyprinodontiformes; Poeciliidae
Product: serine protease HTRA2, mitochondrial-like
Exons: 8
Coding region: 234-1571 (445 amino acids)
Biological process (GO): programmed cell death; proteolysis; positive regulation of apoptotic process
Cellular component (GO): mitochondrion
Molecular function (GO): serine-type endopeptidase activity; protein binding
Source: RefSeq, a predicted model, not a curated record
CGUUUAUUCGACAACACAAAGAAAAGCCUUUAAUAUCCGGGGUAAGAUUCCUGUUAUUCUAGUAGUGAGUCGCUGAGAGUCAUUCAGAGUUGAGGCAGAUCUAAAGGAAAAGUGUUUUUUCAAAGUUAUUCCUGUGACGCCGAUCUUUUUAUUUGUCCUGAAUAACUUUUUGUUUUAGGAUAGAAAGUGUGCUUAGCUGUGGAAAGUGCUGAGCUGUGACUGAGUGAUGCAACAUGGCAGCAACUGGCAGGUUUCUGUCAGCUGUUAUUAGGAUCCACGGCCGUGGAACGGACACUGUGGGACAGAGGACACUCUCUUAUCUGCCCUCUGUCCUGAUCAGAAAAGAACCAGAGACAAACCCACGGUUUAAACGCCCAGGAUCGGAUGGACGCAGCAGCCUCGACCAGAGAGCUUCAGCCUGGAAGGAAGAAGGCGGUCGGUCAGGCAGCUCUGCCCGGCUCAAGCCUCUCUUUGUGGGGCUGGGACUCUGCGGAGCGGCGCUACUGGACCGCCUGAGGGAGGAUCAGGUGGACUCAGAGGGAUCUUCAGGAUCCAGCAGCUUUUUAAGACUCUUUCUGCCCGCGGCUCAGUGCGCCUCCCCGUUUAGACCCGACAGUCCCCGCUUCAGAUACAACUUCAUAGCUGAUGUGGUGGAAAAAUCCACUCCAGCUGUGGUGUACAUCGAGAUCGUGGGCAGAAAUCCGUUUUCAGGAAGAGAAAUCCCGGUGUCGAACGGCUCGGGUUUCAUCAUCAGCAGCGACGGCCUGAUCAUCACCAACGCUCACGUCGUGGCCAACAAGAGAGGCGUCAGAGUGAAGCUGACCAACGGCGACACGUACAACGCCACAGUGCAGGACAUCGAUCCCGGCGCAGACAUCGCCACCAUUAAAAUCACUUCAACUAAACCUUUCCCCACGCUCAAACUGGGUCAGUCGUCGGAGGUUCGUCAAGGAGAGUUCGUGGUUGCUAUGGGGAGUCCGUUUGCUCUCCGGAACACGAUCACCUCAGGGAUCGUCAGCUCGGCGCAGAGAGGAAGCCAGGAGCUGGGCCUGUCCAACUCCAACAUGGAUUACAUACAGACAGACGCGACCAUCGACUUUGGAAAUUCUGGAGGUCCUUUGAUUAAUCUGGAUGGGGAAGUAAUCGGCAUAAACACCAUGAAGGUCACUGCAGGAAUCUCGUUCGCUAUCCCGUCUGAUCGGGUGAAACUUUUUCUGAAUCAAGCAGCUAAAAGAAAAACCUCUAAGGUUGGUGACUUGAGUGUGAAGCCUCGGUACAUCGGUGUCAUGAUGCUAACGCUAACACCAAGCAUCAUUGCGGAGCUGAAGAUGAGAGACUCGUCUUUUCCUAACGUCAACCAUGGCAUUCUGAUCCACAAAGUCAUCGCCAGCUCACCAGCCAGCAGAGCUGGGAUGCUGCCAGGAGACAUCGUGUUGGAGAUCAACGGGGUCAUGGUGAACACCUCUGAGGAGAUCUACAAGGCCGUCAGGAGCAGCGACACCAUCAACAUGGUGGUGCAGAGAGGAAACCAGCUCUAUAAACUCCAAGUCACGCCUGAACACAUCGAGUGACGACGGCUGACGCUCGCUGGUGGCCGAACGUUUGCCAGGGAGAAAACUGUGAAACUUGAUGUAUUAAUGUAAAUAUUUUUAUUCAUAUAGAAUGAAAGUUGAAGUGUGGACAUAUUUUAGCAGCUUUACUGUUAAUUUCAAAGAUUCCUGGGUUUUCCUGCUGAUUUGAACAUUUGUAAAUCAUGGACAGUUUGUAAAAUAAAAGACUGAAAA